This is a messenger RNA of Podarcis lilfordi (Lilford's wall lizard), 19274 nucleotides long. Lineage: Eukaryota; Metazoa; Chordata; Lepidosauria; Squamata; Lacertidae. The record is from the annotation of a GenBank genome assembly.
AUGUUGAAAUUUCUUUUCCAGGAUGUGAAUAUUUCUGAACUUAUGAAGAAGCUAGAUAUCCUUGGUGAUAAUGGGGUAGCUAAUGUAUUUAUUUAAGUAGUUCCAAUUGCAUAUUUGUGAAAGGGACACUAUCUGUAAUAGCAUGCCACCAGGGAUGUCGCGAUGGAGGGUGGGCAGCACAUGCCUCUGUGUUACGCUGUGGUCUUACGCAUUCCCCCACCCCGACUCACUGGGUCUCCCGUCAUGACAGCUUGAAUUUUAAAAUGCGAAUUUAAAGUGCUUGAGUAUGUUUCAAAUACAUUCCAGAUAUAUAACUGGAAAUACUAUUUCAAGAUGAAGUUAUUAAUAUUAAGCCAUUGGGAUCAUGAAAACAAAUAAAACACCCCACCCAUUCUUUGUUCUUGUUUUGCUUCAGUUAUUUUGGUUUUAAGUUUAUCUGUUGGGAUUUUCUUCAAGUUGUUUUAAUGUCAGACAGCUAAAAUUUUGGAACAGGAGUACUGUAGAAUUGAUGCAGAGGGCUCACCAACUAUAGGUUGAGCUCUGUUGUGUUCUUGAAAAACGUGGGCAAAUUGAACCGAUAGCAUGCAUCUAACCCAGUCUUCCUCAACCUCGGCCCUCCAGAUGUUUUCAGACUACAAUUCCCAUCAUCCCUGACCACUGGUCCUGCUAGCUAGGGAUCAUGGGAGUUGUAGGCCAAAAACAUCUGGAGGGCCAAGGUUGAGGAAGCCUUAUCUAAUAAAUUAAGUGGCAGCCCUCUAGUCAAUUCUCUCUCAUAUAGCUCAGUAUUUGAAGCAGUUCAUCCCCUUUCCAUUAAGAAAAGGCAUUUACUUUAUCAUUGUGCAGCUCCUAUCACCAGAAGGGCACUGGCUUGUGCUGAUCUGCCAGAAUGCAAGAGUGAGAUACCUGCAAGAUAACAGCUCAGAUCAUAGGAGCCAACUCCUAGGGGCCGAGGUCCCUUCGGGCCACCCAAUAAAAUAUUUGAGGGGGCCACACACACCCCCAGUUGAUGGGCAUUGCCAUUCAAAUGGUGGGUGGGUGCCAAACCUUGUAAUCAAUUAUGUGGGGCAGGGUUUACCUGGGCUCCCCCUAAUAUUUUAUUGAAGUUGGCGCUCUUGGCUCAGGUAGUGCAGGAGACCAUGCUUAGACAAGAGGCCCCAAAGUUGGAGAAGAUGGAAGUGUUAACAUGAUUUCUGCAGUGUAACCUUUUAUCAUGUAAUUGAGCAGGAUUGGGGGGUGGACAAUGUAAAUCAGAAUAUUAUUACUUUAAUGACCAUCAGAAGCCAAAAGUUAUACAACAGACUAACCUUAUAGAGUGUGCUGUAACGCCUAACCUUACAAUGAUUGGAAUGUUAAUUAAACUGAGGACAGAAAGCAAAGUUUCAGGAUUUUUGCUAGGGGUAGAUCAAGAAUUGAAAGCUGGCUUGGGUGUUCAACUAUGCAAGCAGAAUUAAAGUUUGGCACAGCGUAUCUUGAACAGCCUGCCAGCCUCAGUGCUGCUUCCAUGCCACAGCCCUGGGACAUCCUGUGCCACAAUUUUGAUGGAAAAUUAAGGGAUUAUUUGAUAAGCAGAACUUCAGAAAGCAGCUGCUGGAGGGCAGAAGCCCUAGUCUGCCCACUGCAGAGACCCCUCAUACCCCAUCAGGAGGUGGGCAUUGCCCCAAAUAACCCAAUAACAGUUUUUCCAGGAGCAGCUUUUCAGUUUGAUUGUUUGUGAGCAUUCCCUUCGAGUACUCACAAAACCUGGGGGACUUUUGUGUGUUCUUUAAAUAUACCCAUUUUGGAGCUUCUUUUUCUUUGUCAGGGUGAGGGGCCAGAAUCAAGGGAGCAGACGUCCUGCUUGGCUUGAGCGGGUUUGCCAUUUGUUACCUCUUCAAUAUUGAGGAUUAGGGCAUAAGUAGGGACGCGGGUGGCGCUGUGGUCUAAACCACUGAGCCUAGGGCUUGCUGAUCAGAAGGUUGGCAGUUCGAAUCCCCGCGAAAGGGUUAGCUCCUGUUGUUCAGACCCAGCUGCUGCCAACCUAGCAGUUCGAAAGCACGUCAAAGUGCAAGUUGAUAAAUAGGUACCGCUCCGGCGGGAAGGGAAACAGCAUUUCCAUGUGCUGCUCUGGUUUCGCCAGAAGCAGCUUAGUCAUGCUGGCCACAUGACUCAAAAAAACUGCAGACAAAUGCCAGCUCCCUCGGCCAGUAAAGUGAGAUGAGCACCGCAACCCCAGAGUCUUUCGUGACUGGACUUAACUGUCAGGGGUUCUUUACCUUUACCUUUAGGGCAUAAGUAGAUGCUGUCCUCUGCUGACAUCUGCCACUCUGAGCUGCAGGAUACUGCCUGAUCUCCCUUAGGCCCGAUUCUCAGAAUUGAGCUCUCAAGGGGCCUAGCAACCCAAUCCUGAGUUCACUUUGCUCAUAUGCAGCACAAUCCUAUGCAUAUCUACUCAGAAGUAAGCCCUAUUGGGUUAAAUGGGAUUUACUCCCAGGUAAGUACGUAUAGGAUUGCAGCCUACAUGAUCCUACUGGAAAGUAAUGAUUUGCAACUUUACAGUAUACUCCUAAGGUUGUUGCAAUUCCUGGCAGUUUCUGGCAAUUUGCCUUUGCCAAACUUUUUAAAGGAAAGGGAAGGUGGUGUGCUCAGUAAUGCUUGCUGCAGCAUGUACUCUGCUUAUUUUAAUUUGAUGGAUUUCUGCUACAAUGUAAAAUACACUGAACUUCUUGUGUUUUAGAAUUUGAGGAAUGAAGAACAGGUUGCGAUAAUUCAGGCGGGGACUGUACUUUCUCUCUGUGAAAAGGUAGAGUUCUGUGAAGAAUUGCUUCUCUUAGGCAUGAAUUUCAUCCAUCCCACAAAAGCAGUGCUCUCUGCACAAUUCUGUUUAAAUCUGUAGCUCUGCUCAUAAAAGUAUUGAAUGUACAAGCCUUUUUUAAAAAACACUUCCUGCAUAAGAACAGCAAGCUAAAUUCCUAGUGGAACUUAAUAGUAUUUAGCAAGCAAUAUGUCCUCACUGACUGAGUUGUCCGUGAGACCACAACGGGUGUCGUGUGCAUCUGACCCAAUAAUUGGUAUGUGACUAGUGGGGUAUUUUAUUUUAGUGAGGACUGUACCUCAGAAGAAAGGUUAACGUUAACAGUAGUGGGAUGAACAAAACCAAUUUACAGCUACUUUAAGGAUUGUCAGUAGGGGUGUGUACCACUUAAUGAGUGUACAGUCUGUGUACUUGGGUACACAACAGUUGCAAUGCAUCCCGUCCAACAUUCCUCAGGUGAAAAUAGGGACAUUUAUCACUCUCACAUCCCAUCACUGGGGUGGCUUUUGUGAUUCCCUGGAAAAUAGGGCUACUUGGAGGGUCCGGAGCUGUACCCCCUGCACAGUUUUCACAUGUAACAUUCAACAAGUGUAAAAUCUCUAGUCUGCACAGAUUUGCUGCCAGCGAAAGGAAAUGGUUCCCAUGGCACUUAUUAAAUUUGUCGUUGAACCAAUUCCCUUUUACUGGCCACAGGUCAAGGCAUUGUAGGUCUAUUGUACUUUCUGAAACAGUUCCUUAUGUUUUGCUAUUACAUUUGCUAGCAUGAGGGCAACUGGACAAGCCCAGUCCAGAGAAAUCCUGCUAUAUGCACCUUUUUCUCUGAUCCACCAGCUGGAAGCUUUCCUAAAUAAAAGAGGAUUUGCAUAUUACAAGGUUUCAUCACAACCAGAGGGCACCAAAAAUUAGCAAAAGAACUUGUUUUUCGUUUUCAGCCCUGGAACUGUUAUGUAGUUUUUUUAAAAAAAAGUGUGAGGGCAUCUGGCCAUGUGCAGAAGAUUUUGCCUUUACAACCACCAUGGCUAACUGAAAUAGGGCAAGAGUUUCCAAAAAUAGCGAAUGUCUUAUAGGCACUGUUCAGGUCUAGCACCACCAUACUUUUAAACCACAUGACUUUCCCCCGGGAAUCCUGGGAAUUGUAGUUUGUUAAGGGUGCUGGAAACUGUAACUUUGUUGGGGUAGACUGCACGACUAAUGUUUCCACUCUGGGGACGCAUGGAAUAUUCAAUAAUCAUGAGAAGAGUAAGCAGAUGUAUACUGCCAACUGUACAUUACAUAAAACUCAGAACACAAAGAUACAUAAUUUGCCAUUUUAACUUCCAUUUAGUCCAGAUCCUACAUACACCACAAUUAGGCCUCUAAGGAGCUCUAUAAGGGCCAAUGCAGUUACAAUGCAAAUGAAAAUUCAAGUGCUCUUGGAAACUGCCUUUCCCCCCAUGAGACACCUUCUAAAACUGUUUGGGGAAAAUAUUAUUACGAAAACAUGAUUUCAGAUGGUUGUUGCCAAGGCUUAGGCCUCUCCUGGGUCUUUCCUGGGUUGGCAUUGUGCUGCUAUUUCAUCCUAGGGCUUUGUAACCUUUUAGAUUUUUAGCAGAUAUGAAGUACAUACAAUGUUAUGUCCCCCAAACUCAUUGCACUGGUAGCUUUGUUGGGAAACAUACGUUUUUCCCAAUUUGGGAAGCAUGAGCAAUAUUUGAAUGUAGCCAGUGCUCCCUCAUUAUAAUUAGUCACCGUUUCCAGGUGUCCAAAUCAAUAGUUCUGUACAAAAUUGAGAAAAUAAUGGAAUUUAAGGUAAAGCGCUUUACUUACCUAAUGUUUGGCAUAAGCUCUGUCUCAAACUGCUGUUUUAUUUUGCCCCCGUCAUUUUUAUAUAGUGGCUAAAGCAAAUAGAGGAAACUGAAGCUGCCCUCACGCAGAAGAUGAUUGACCUGGAAAAUGAAAAGGUAAGAGAAGUAUUACUUCAUAGCCUUUUAGCUUGGGCAAAUAACAGGAACACGGGUGCAUGUUGCGUUGGGGUCCCCCCGCCCCGCUUGAUAUAAAUGACUGCAUGACUGGCACUGUGCAUGAACAUUAUUUUCCCUUGAGCAUGGCUUUGUAGUUGGCAAAUGCAUUAAAUUGGCCCAGAAACUAAAGGCAUGGCUCUGUAAGUGAAUAAAGUCUUUCCCCCACAAAGGCACCUGCACACACCUUCUGUUUCAUUCAGCAUUGUGUUUCAGAACUAAGUGAAGAAAGGAGGUUUUGCUUGUUUUUUAGAGACUGACUUCUGAGGAUAUUAAGUGGCGUUUGGGCCCGGUUGCAGUUCUUUCGCUCCCCGGUCGCUCACCCGCCUGGGUUCCUUGAACAUUUUUUGGUCCAAACCAAAGAACUGGAUUUGCAUUGUGCCAACUCUUACUGUUUUUCAGCAAGUUGACUCUGACAAUUUCAAUGCUGACAAUAUUAGUGCUAUUAACAGGUGCGGGAGCAGGCCCUAUAUCCUAAAUUCAGCACUCUCAUGUGGCUUUGGCAGUACAGUGGUACCUCUGGUUAAAUACUUAAUUCGUUUCGGAGGUCCGUUCUUAACCUGAAAUUGUUCUUAACCUGAAGCACCACUUUAGCUAAUGGGGCCUCCCGCUGCUGCUGCGCCACCGGAGCAUGAUUUCUGUUCUCAUCCUGAAGCCAUGUUCUUAACCCGAGGUACUAUUUCUGGGUUAGUGGAGUCUGUAACCUGAAGUAUAUGUAACCCGAGGUACCACUGUACUGAUCAUUCUCAUUGCUUUCUCUACUUUCUGAUUCCAAGGUUGGAUAGUUCCUUAUCAUGUCAUUGCUUGCUAUACAGAAGAGUUCCUCUCCCCUGCCCUCCAAUGUUUAUUGUUGUAUCUCUGUCUUGAGAGACGAUGGAGUAUGCCUCUGAGGGAGAAGUCUAGCUGGUGUGUUAGCAGCACUGAAGUGAGCUCCCUGGGGUGCAAGCCUGGACAGUGUGUAUGGAGGUUCUGGGAUGCCCUGGUGACAAGACCUUGGCCUCCUUGAUGUGGUCCAAAGGAAAGCAAGAGCAAUAUGUUUGGCACCAGCUUGGCUGCAGGACUUGCCGGAAAGAGAUAUACAAGGUGCCAUCCAAGCACCUUAGAGAUUCCACUCCGGAUUUGUCUAGGGUUUACUCCUUAAUCUUUUCUUCUCCCGAAGAUGUCCCACAAGGCACCGGAGGUUAGGAUCAGAGUUUCCCUUCUCUCCUUCCGAGACCUCUUGGCUACUCUUUCCACAGCUGCCUGUGAGUAGCCUACAAAGUACAAAUCACUUGAAUUUAGUAUGGAUAUUAGUUGAUCAUAUCUCUUGAGAUUCCAAAGCAGAGCAGGCUCCUACACGACCACCCUUAGUAAUGCCCCACAUUUGCUCUCUGAGGUGCCUUUGUGGAAACCUCCUUUAGAGCCGUGGAACGGCUUCACUAUGGAAUGGAAAACAAGCUAAGGCCUCUGUUCUAUUCUGCUUGCAGACUCCUUGGUACAAGGUACAAGUGAAAACCUGCUCUUUACUGCUGAAUCAAAGCAAACAGCAGUCCACAGAAAAUCUGAAUUGCCAUUUGUUCCACUUCAGCAUUAAAGAGCAAGUUUUCCUGGGGAAAGCAGCAGGGCAAAAAAAAAGUGCUUGGACACAGAUCAUUAAAGCACAGAGCAAAAGGUAAGUGUGGAAAAGGCCUGGGAGAAGAAAGCUGUAGCUGAAUGAAGCAGGGCCAAUACCUACUCAGUCACUCAGAGCUCGCACCCAUACUGCCCUCUGCUGCCCAGGAUCUAACUGACCACCAUUAAGGAAGCAUACCUGUGCCACCCUUAGGUGGGGCAGUUUUGGGGGUGUGGGGGGUUGUAUGAAACCCUUCCACAAUUUUUCUGCAGAGUUGGGUGGCCUCUGCAGAUGGUAAAGCGGCCCCUUCUUCCUGCACAGCAGACACCAAGUUUAGAAACAAAUAGGAAAAUCUUUGUCUUUUCUUAGUGCUGAGCUGAAAGUUCUAUACCCAGCACUGUUGUCUACCUGCUCCUUGGCGCAUGUUAUCUCGCUUUCUUUUUGGCCUUUGUGGACUAGCUAGCUAUGGGUACCUGAUCUGCCAAGGCUUGUGACAUUUUGAGUCAAGCUGAUUAUUAUUAUUAUUAUUACUCAGGACCUGUUCAGUAAACAGAAGGGUUAUUUAGAGGAAGAACUUGACUACAGGAAACAAGCUCUGGACCAGGCUUAUAUGGUAGGAAAUCUGUGUGUUUGCUGAAAGUAAAAUUCAUAUGUGUGCAUGUAUGCUGUCUGUUCUGCUAAAUGAAGGACCUAGAUACUGCCUAGUUGAGAUAGAUAAAAAGGGCCAGAACUGUUUUUUAAGGUGUUUUAAGUAGCAUAUGCAAAGUUUAAACGGAUUGCAAUACUUACACCGCUUGUGGCAGAGGUUUGAAAUUUCUUGUUCUUGUGUUCUUGCAAUGGCAGUUCUGGGAGUUGUUACCUCCAUUCUUUAAAACUACGAUUGCUGGAGUUCAGCUCAAGCUAGUCACAUUGAUUCUAGUCCUACAGAAAUCAAGUUUAUUUCUAGGCUUUCCAAGUAUGAGGGCAAUGCUUUUCUAGAAACUCUUACAAGCUGCCAGGCAACUUUGCUCUCUCAGUUUCAACUGCCAAACAGGUAGACAGAAGAGGCAGAGACUGAUCAAUUUUCACUUAAAAAUGGGGGCACCAGGCUGCUUUUUUGUUUGAGCUUUAACUUUAUUCUAAUAAGACGCCACUCCGGCCUCAGACAAGUUCUGCGUGGGCCUGGUGGCAGGUUCCACUCAUACAAUUCAGAUCCUGAGUGCAACAAGAACCCUGGUUUCAGAGAAUCCUCUCCGUAUACAGUGUUGACCAAUAUGUGUUUACGAUAUCACAAAAAAGGCUAGCCUAUGGUAGGGAAUUGCAACAGGAAGAAUUUCACUUGAACCAGCUGGUGGACCCUAGCGCUGGACAAAACUGUGUUUCCAUUUUCUCAGGACCAUUCUUCCCCCUUGAAAAUGGACAGUGAAUUCUCCUUUCUUUUCUGUGAAAAAUGUAUAGGAGAGUGUGUGUGUGUGUGUGUGUGAGAGAGAGAGAGAGAGAGAGAGAGAUGUGGGUUGACUUACCUCCCUUGUGGAUGAAGUGUUUUGAGGGCAGUAUUGCUUCCAUGGCCGUCACAGGAGUGGGAAAGCAGGCUCAAGGAAUUCGGGCAGCUGUGGGCAGCAUGAGGUGUCACUAAUGGUAGCUGACAAAGCUUCUUUGGAAGGGUUAAAAAAAGAGUAAGAAACCCACCCUUGGUCACUGUAUUUGGAAAGCAGGGCGAACCAACCCUACCUUGCAAAUUUCUUGUAAAUUGGUCGCCCAACUCAAAGUUUGUUAGAAUUUCUAUUUGUCCUUCCUCCUGUAAUGGGAUGGGUGUAAAGCCAGUUAAAGAAAUGGCCCAGCAUUAAUACAAAGGUGGUGGGUGUCCCUUUUUACACUAUAGUGGAAGCACAAAGCUUACUGGUUAGAGUCAGGAUGAAAUAGAGAAGCACGUGCAGUAGCAUUUGGUUUGCUAUCUUGCUGGCUCAGAGUAUGCAUUUUGUUUUUCUUUCAAAGCAUUUGCUCCCGCUGUUUAAAAAGGCAACCAAAAUGACCAAAGGGGUGUAGCAAUUCCACCAAUAAGGAAAGGUUACAAAGCUUGGCUGGUGAUUUAGCCUAGCUCUUUGCCAUGCUGUUAGUUCCUAACAGUCUUUCCCUAGCCAAAAACUGUAGAAUUGCAUUUGUUUGAUUGUAAUUUAGUGGCUGAUCUGUGAUCAUCAUAAGAAAGAUUGAUUGGUUGAUUGAUUUAAAAUUAUAUUCUACUUUUCACCCCACUUGGGUCUCAAAGGGACUUGGAUAAUAAAAACGUGCAGAAAUUAAAAUAUAAAUUAAAACUCUGAAGAAUAAAACAUCAGAAGAGCAUUUGUGGUGCAGAGGUCUUCUGAAAUAAAAUCAUUUGCCUUUGGGGCUGACCCUUUGCAGGGAUGGUACCUACCUUGUCUCUAAUGAGAGCAAGUUCUCUAGAGUUGGGUAUGCAGUAUGGAAGGCGCAACUGCUCAUGGACAUGAGUUGGGCUUCUAGUCCAUGAUCUUGGUGAUCCUUUAUGAAGGAAUGUGAUGAUAAGAAUACAAGAAAAUCCCUGUGGGUUCUGACCAAAGGUCCAUGUAGUCCAACAUCUUGUUCUUACAGUAGCCAACCAGAUGCCCAUAGGAGGCUCUCAAAGCAUGACCUGAGCACAGCAGCACAACCACUUGUGAUUCCCAGGUAUGAAGGUAUUACACAGACACCCUGACUUGAUAGCCUCAUCCUCCAUAAAACGGUGUCACCCCUUUUUAAAGCUACCUAGGUUGGUGGCCGUUCCUACAGCUGGUGGUAGGGAAUGCCAUAGUUCAACUAAGUACUAUUUGAAGAACUACUGUAUUUGUCGACUCUGAACCAUCCAACUUUCAGCCUUGGAUUCUCUUACUAUGAGAGAGGAAGAAACACUUUUCUCUAUCCAGUGUCUCCACACACUGUAAUUUUGUAUGCCUGUAUCAUGCUGCCAUCAUCCUGUUUGCCUUUUUUCUAAGCUAAAAGCCCCAAAUGUUGUAACCUUUCCUCCUGUUAGAGUUCUUUCAGCCCAUUAAUAAUUUUGGUUGCCUUUUUCUAAAACUUUUCAAGCUCUACCAUUUCCUUUUUGAUGUGAGGCAACCAGAAUUGUACACAGGAUGCAAAGUGCAGACACAUCAUAAAUUUGAAUAAUAGCAUUAUGAUGUGAGCCCUUCACACAAGACAUUCUCUGCUUGUUUACCUCUUGUGGGAGCUGCUUCUCUGCUGCUGAAUUGUGCCCUUAUGCCUUGCAAGCUUUGCUUCUUUGCCUUUCUGUUGUUACCGUCUUGUGUGGCUCCCUGUGUUCAAACAUGAGUCUCUCUUGAAUAUCAUUUGCAUUGCAUUAGAAAAUCCAGGAGCUGGAAGCCACCCUCUACAACGCUCUGCAGCAGGAGCCAGGGAAGAGGGUGAGUGAAUCCCUGAAUGAGGCCCAGAGGGAGGACUUGUGCGCUGCCGUGGAAAAGGUGCGGAGACAGAUACUGAGGCAAAGCCGUGAAUUUGACUGCCAGAUUCUACAUGAGCGCAUGGAAUUGCUGCAGCAAGCCCAGCAGGUAACCUAGAACUUUCCGUGCCCAACACUAUGUCCCUCCUUUGACCACUUUGGGACUCUGCUGCCACUUUUAUUUCACCCUGCCAUGUUCUAACAUUUCCCUCAAAAGUCCAGUUUCAGUUGGGGAUCUUUAAGUUAUGCAUGCUGUAUUGCUGGAAAAGUGGUUCUCAUGUCCCAGUUUAAAACGUGCUCCGUGUGCAAGCACAAAGCUCCAUUCUCGGAACCUGCAAAGUCCAAAUCUGUCCUGGAUUUAAUGGCUGUAGUGCGGUAUUGAUAAACCAGAGGGAGAAGACACAAGAAGUGUUCGCUCUGCAGUGUUUUUAGCCAAUCCAUAGUUUGAAAACGAUGUCUGAAAAAGCUCUGCACAUUAGUACCUGUCUGAUUAGUGAAAUGACAUACCUAACCAUUCCCCAGCGGAAGAGAUUGGCUAAGAUCUGUCUGUGAUUACCACGUGAUCUGACAGCUAUAAAUGGCAAAAAUUUCACCAGGUACAAUUGAUUGGAGGAUGGAAGGUAGUGCAUGGUGAAAAGGAAGGGAGGAGACUGCAAGUCCAUGCAAUGAAAAUCUCAUGGGGCCACAGGCAGCAUUCUUCUUGUUGUUGUUUAGUCGUUUGGUCAUGUCCGACUCUUCAUGGACCGGAGCACGCCAGGCACUCCUGUCUUUCACUGCCUCCCGCAGUUUGGUCAAACUCAUGCUGGUAGCUUCGAGAACACUGUCCAACCAUCUCGUCCUCUGUUGCCCCCUUCUCUUUGUGCCCUCCAUCUUUCCCAACAUCAGGGUCUUUUCCAGGGAGUCUUCUCUUGUCAUGAGGUGGCCAAAGUAUUGGAGCCUCAGCUUCAGGAUCUGUCCUUCCAGUGACCACUCAGGGCUGAUUUCCUUCAGAAUUGAUAAGUUUGAUCUUCUUGCAGUCCAUGGGACUCUCAAGAGUCUCCUCCAGCACCAUAAUUCAAAAGCAUCAAUUCUUCAGCGAUCAGCUUCUUUAUGGUCCAGCUCUCACUUCCAUACAUCACUACUGGGAAAACCAUACCUUUAACUAUACGGACCUUUGUCGGCAAGGUGAUUUCUCUGCUUUUUAAGAUGCUCUCUAGGCUUGUCAUCGCUUUUCUCCCAAGAAGCAGGCAUCUUUUAAUUUCGUGACUGCUGUCACCAUCUGCAGUGAUCAUGGAGCCCAAGAAAGUAAAAUCUCUCACUGCUUCCAUUUCUUCCCCUUCUAUUUGCCAGGAGGUGAUGGGACCAUUGGCUAUGACCUUAGUUUUUUUGAUGUUGAGCUUCAGACCAUAUUUUGCACUCUCCUCUUUCACCCUCAUUAAGAGGUUCUUUAAUUCCUCCUCACUUUCUACCAUCAGAAUUGUGUCAUCUGCAUAUCUGAGGUUGUUGAUAUUUCUUCCGGCAAUCUUAAUUCCGUCUUGGGAUUCAUCCAGUCCAGCCUUUUGCAUGAUGAAUUCUGCAUAUAUCAGCAUUCUUACAAAGGUCAAAUUAUUUCCUGCCCUUAUACGCAGUUGGAAUACAAAAGGGCUAUGAUAUUCCAUAAUCAAGCCUCUGUGUAAUGGUAAAGAGAUCCCUGACCAUUAGGUCCAGUCGUGACCGACUCUGGCGUUGCAGCGCUCAUCUCGCUUUAUUGGCCGAGGGAGCCGGCAUACAGCUUCCGGGUCAUGUGGCCAGCAUGACUAAGCCGCUUCUGCCGAACCAGAGCAGCGCACGGAAACGCCGUUUACCUUCCCGCCAAAGCUGUACCUAUUUAUCUACUUGACGUGCUUUCGAACUGCUAGGUUGGCAGGAGCAGGGACUGAGCAACGGGAGCUCACCCCGUCGCGGGGAUUCGAACCUCCGACCUUCUGAUCGGCAAGUCCUAGGCUCUGUGGUUUAACCCACAGUGCCACCCGCAUCCCAAAGCCUCUGUGAGGUGUGUCUAAAACUGGAAGAAGUACAGGAAGCUUGAGGGCUGCUUGCUUCAAGGUAAGAGAGCGUUCUAAAUAUAGGCAACAGACAUUGCACAACUAACUUGGAACGUUUUUACUGCAACUUACUAAUGGACACAUUUCUUGUUCCCAUAUCUGCUCCACUCAUGUCUCAAAGGAGAGACAGUAUAAUUGUGACCACAAAAGGGUGAGCGGAGCUAAAGCCCCACCUUUCCCACCUGACAUCCCCUUAGGCCGUUGUUUCCAUUUAGGCAUCUUUCUGCCUACCCUGAGUCACUUCUGGUAUCAGAGCUGGGCCUGGAGAAAGGUGUUUCAAGAGAUAGAGCACAGUGUAGUAAUGGAAGGAAAGAGAAAGGGCUCGGUUUCCCUAAUCCAUAAAUCCCUUUUGUUUUAAAAAUUAGACACACACACCCCUCUUUGGAUGGGGCAGACAUGCAAAUAACAUCUGCAACUUCCUCCAUCAUGGUAAAACUUAGGAAAGUUUCAAUAACUGUGCUAAAUGUGACCUCGAAAGAGAGAGAGAGAGAGAGAGAGAAACUUGCUGUGUAUGAAAGAAGCCAGUCUUUCAACUCUCUGGACUGUGACGAACAGCCAGUUUGCAAAACCUAGCAGUUCAACAUCUUUGAUUUCUAACCUUAAUCUUAAUUCACAGUUUCAUUAUAUAACAUUUAUAUAACAAAUAAACGUGCCUUUUUGUCUAUGCACCUUUCAGCAUUUUCAUCAACAGUGGCACCACUUCAGUUGUUUUGAAAGCGAAAUUCCUUACCGUUGUGAGCUGCAAGAUAUUUCUCAUUCUGGCGAUUCUUAUUUUUCGUAUUCUAGACCAUGUGUUUAGUUGCAGGAUGAUGUUGUUUGAAAGAGCUCUUCCUUAGGCAUAUCUUGUAAAUCAUACUGAACCUUUCAAAGGUUUUCAAGCUGAGUUUAUAAGCAGCUUAGGGAGUCCUUUUGAACCUGCCUUGUGCUAAAAUUACCACAUUGUUUUCAUGGAUUUGUUAAUGUAAGUAAAUCCAAUAAGAAUUACAUGAGUCACAAGAGCUACUAAGCUGCUUGAUAAACCUCCAGUUUUGUAUUAUAGUAGUUCGGACAACAUCCAGAAAGUGCUUCAGCAAAAUAAAUUAAUGGUGCCAAUGAGCUAAAAGCAGGUGUCCAUGCCAGAUCAGUUUUACAUAGGAUAAAUUGUGGGUAGAUGCCACCCUCAAAAGUGAAAUUGAAGGUCAUUGUCAAGGUCACAUAUCAGUGCACUGCACAUAUGAAUCGGUUGGAUUGCUUUUUGGGAAACUGUUGUAGCUCCAAAAGUAAUGAACUUACAUUUGGAUAUGGUAUGCAACAAAAUGAAGGCAAGAAGCUUAGAAGCAGACUCCAACCACUGAAGGUAAACUCAAACAUGAACACCUUUAUUUAAGUAUAAUAGAAAGGGAGCCCUGCUUACUCUGUGGCCUCCAGGUACACACUGGCUUUCUCCUUCCACUCAUCUUCACAGGAAUUAACACAUUGCCCUGUUUCAUUUUAGCUCCAGUAUUAUCCCUUCCCCCUUUGGGAUCUGUUUCAGAUUUACAAGUCCAUCUGCUGUGGUGGCCUCACUUCCCAACCACUCCUGGUUCAUUAGGAUGAUGGUGGAGAUUCCAGCUCACCAGGUUCUUCCUCCUUUGGUAGUCUCCGUGGUGAUGAUCGGAUCUCCUCAUUGUUGGCCUUUGCUGUAGCUCCAUUUCAUGGAACUCUUGGGGAUUAUUUCUAUAGGACCUUGUCAAAUAGAAGCUGUCCUUCUAAACAGACUUUCAGCUACUGUCCUACACUCAAGAGAGCCUCUCACACCCCCUUCGGUACCCAAACCUGCACAACAUCCUUGCAGUGCUUCCACUUGGGUCUUACAAUCUGUUAGUUGUUGCCACUGCCCCCCUUUUUGAUCACCUUCAACUCUAGAAACGGGGGGGGGGGACAGGGAAUAGCCAAUCAAUUGUUAAACCCUGGGAUCCUGGACCAGCACACUUCCAGUCGAUCCCUUGACUUUAUGGUUGAUAUAACUUUCCUCACGUCUUCACAUGCUCUUAGUCCCAACAAGUUCAUCCAGCACAUAAACAUUUUUUUUUUAUUUCCUUGCUUUUACUCCGCAAAAUAGUUCUGAACAUUCCACGGUUGCUACUCAGAUUUUAGUCAGAUUUUAAGAGGCUGUUCUUGAACUUUAAUUUAAAUAGAGUUAAUGGGAUUGCUGAACCUGUAAAACAUACCUUUGCAAAUUGUCCCUUUUUAUUGCAAUAUAGCACACAGAAUCCUUAGCUGGGCUGUUUUAUUUUCUGUUUUCUCUUCCCUUUGCGCUAAAGGCAUCUGUCCUCUUGACUCAGAGUGUUAACUUUUUAGACUAUUCCCAUGGGCAGUUUCUGUUGCAACCUUCUUUGUUCCUUUUGCUUCUGGCUUCUAUCUGCUUUAUGGGCACUGCUGCCCCCAUGGGUGCCCUGUUGCUGUCCCUUGACCCUCUCCCAUUGACCCAUUGCAUUGACUUAUUUUUGCAAAAUCUAAGUGGUCUUGGUACUUCAUAUCCAUGUUUAACGAUCAACAUAGUAAAUUUUAUGGAAAGGAGACCAACGAUAACAAACCAGAUAAACUAAAGGAGUGACCAAGGGUGAAAGAGGAGGAAAUUCAAGAGAUAAUUAAUAGUUUGAAACCGGACAAAUCACCAGGGCUAGCUGGUCUAUCAGUAGAAUUAUUUCAGACAUUCAUAGAUUGGUGGGCAGAACCCCUAGCUCAACUUUUUACACUGGACUUCUCUGCGACUUCUCCCCUCUGCAGGGAGGUGGGACAGAUUUGGAUGGUCUGCCCCUGCCGCUUAAUGGAUCCAAAUGGUUUCCAGAGACUGGCAGGGGAUGAUUUAUCCCAUGUUGAUGGCCUUUCAACUGAUUCCCUGGUGGCCCGCUGGAAUGCCUCUCCAAUCUUCCAAUCACUUUGUCAUAUUUCUUCAGAUGAUCUUGACUCAGCUCGAGUGAGAGCAGAAUUUCAUCUGCUUGGUCUCACAUUAAGUACGUCAGGGUGUUUACGCCUCUUCAGGUUUAUUAUUUCAUCCUGAGACUGUUAUGAGGCACUAAAAUCUGCACUACCAUCUAGGCCACUCCUCUAGUGUUGAAAAUAUAAAUGGCUUAAGAGACUGGACAUUGAAAGAAGCUGUGGCAGAGAUCACCUUCUGAAUUUGGCAGAUUGGAAUAAUCCCAAAUUAUUUGGCUAUUUUAUUUAAUUUUCCUUCUACUAAAGCUGUUGAUUUCAGGAAUCCACUGAGCUGCCAUCCUUAGAAACAGACUCCAGUCACUUCAGGCAAACUCAAACAUGAACAGCUUUAUUUGGGAAUGAUAGGGAGCUCUGCUUAGCCUUCAGGUCUGCACUGGCUUCCUCCUCACUCUCGCCUCCAUGGGACCCAGGAACUAACCGACUACACAGUUUCUAGAGUGGCUUCUUUUUUGAAAUGUUUUUCCCUAAGAACUCAAAAGCUUCUGCUGUGAUUUUGCCUAUGCUUUGGUCAAACCUCAGUGGAAGAGUAACAAGGAAAAGGUGUCAUGUUUUGGUCCAGUGUGUUAGGUUUAGAAGGUUCUUGUGUUCAUCUUUUGAAUUCUAGUACAGAGCUUUGAAGCAGAUCUCAAAUCUUUUCAGGUGGUUGGUUGCUCUAUUUUAGGGAUAGCCAACCUGGUGCCCCCUCCAAAUGUUGCAGGGCUCCCAACUCCCAUUAUCCAUUGGCCCUGCUGGCUGGGGCAGAUGGGAACUGGAGCCCAGGCACAUCUGGGGCACCAUGUUGGCAGCCCCUGCUCUCGAGUGUGUAAAAGAUGGAUAUUGUUUGACAACCUAUAGGAUAUGCCUUUUUACCUUGAAAAAAAAUGUUCCUGUUUAUUCCAGAGAAUUCGAGAGCUAGAAGAGAAAAUUGAACUUCAGAAGCGGCAGCUCAAAGAAAUUGAGGAAAAGGUAGUUUAUUCUCAAACCAAUAAUACUGUAAAUUCUGGUCUUCUCAGUAUUUCUUUUUAGCUUCAGAUUUUAAUCUGUUUUGGAAAAAUGCACAUUGUCAUUAGAAUUCUUCUAAGUUCAGGUAACUCGCAUCUUACGUGAGGGUUAUGUUCCUGGCUAUCACACGUAUACACAAAAUCACAUAAAGCCAGAACAACUAAAAAAAAACUGUUUAAAAAUGCUGCACUUUCAGUGGAUAAUAUGAGGACAAGAGGGAGUUGAGGAGGUUAAGUUCCGGAACAGUAUCCAUCAUGUUAAUAACAACAAUCAUAAUUUUAUUAUUUAUACCCUGCCCAUCUGGCUGGGUUUUCCCCAAUCAUUCAGAAGAAGGUGAGCUUUGUGUAAGCAGCGGGUGAAGCAGCAAAUCAUACCUUGUUCCAGAGGCUGGAUGAGAGAGAAGGGGAGAGAGGGACAGCCUCUUCUUUGCUGUGUGCAAAGGGGAGUGCCUUGGGGUGUCCAGGAACAUUGUCCCUAAGCAGCAACACUCUAAACCAGGGGUCGGCCAACUUUUUCAGCAGGGGGCCGGUGCACUGUCCCUCAGACCUUGUGGGGGGCCAGACUAUAUUUGGGGGGGGUGAACAAAUUCCUGUGCCCCACAAAUAACCCAGAGAUGCAUUUUAAAUAAAAGUACACAUUCUACUCAUGUAAAAACACUGAUUCCUGGACUGUCCGCGGGCCGGAUUUAGAAGGCGAUUGGGCCAGAUCCAGCCCCCAGGCCUUAGUUUGCCUACCCAUGGUCUAAACUCCAGGUGUUUCUCGUUGAGAGAACAUCUCACCUCUGGAAUGAAUAACUUGUGGAACCAGCCCAGAAUUGUUACUCUAGUCACCUUGGCCUCUUUGCUGGAGUGCCAAUACUGUACACAGGUCAGGAGGGAGAUAAUUGUCCUUCCCUUUUCGGGCAUGUGGGUGAUCACCUUUGCUUGCUGCCACAGCACCACAGAUCUCCUUCUCAGCCACCUUGAUGGCAUAGAUGCUGGAUUCAUUCUGGCCAUAUUUGCAUGCCACGAGGCCCACGCCAGCCCUCAAGCAGUCCAGCACAGCCUCCUUCUCUUCCAGCGUGGGAACCACCCUCUGCUUCUUUGGUUUUUCAGUAGCUGAUGCUGAGGCCCUGCAUUUUGGGGCCAUUCUGCAGUCUCUCCAACCAACUCCUCCACAACUUUCUCCUGCCUCCUCCAAUCUUUCUCCAGCCACUUCCAAAACUCCCUGCUACCUCCUCCACUCUCUCCCCACACUCCACCGACUCUCCAACUACACCCAACCACUCUCUCAAUAGCUGAUGGGAUUGCUGGCCAUUUCCCUCCCCCCGCUCUCCCGCCUCCUUUCCCCACAUGUGUGACAUUCAUUUAAUUAUUUUUGGUGGUCCAUGUAAAGCUGCAAUUGUGCAAAUAUAAUGAGCAUAAGAUGCGAGUUACCUGUAAUGUGGUAGAAGUAGGACAUCAACAAUCCUGUCAUAGGUAAAACAGGUGGAUCAGGGAGAACUAGAACUUGCAUUGCACGCUUUUUGCAAAGCAGCUCUUCUGUAUGGGACAAAGAAGCCGUUCUGUAUGGGGCAAGAUGGUGCAACAACACACAGGUCUUAGACCCCACACACAUAAGGCACACCCAAGAGACUGCAGUGUUAGAAUGGACAGAUUUGUCUAGUUCCAUUCUGUGGGAUUUGCCAGCAUUGAAUAUUUAGGAAUGUGAAUGUUGCUCGGAAAUUGCUAACAUUGUCAUCAAUGGAUUUAUUUCUCCUGAUUCAUGAAAUUAUGAAAAGCAGUAUAGUCAGUAUAGUAUGGCCCACUGCAUUUUUAAAAAUAGUGUCCUAGCAAUCUGAGGUUUGAUACCGCUGAAUCAAUAUUGCAUAUCUUACAUCUUUUUUCUUCUUUUUCUUCUUUUCUUUUUGACCUUACUUUAUAGUUUUUGUUUCUUUUUCUGUUUUUCUCAUUAGCAUUCAUCCUGUGGUCUUGAUGAAUCUACAGCGAAAGGAUAUAUGGUUGGUAUUCUUAUUUUCUUUUACAAAGCUAAUUCGUUGUUAGAUUUCGUUAAUUUUUGAAAAUCUCCUUUUGGGAAUGUCCAUAAAAGGCUGAAAUAUGAAAUAAAAAUGACCAAACUCUAGAUCUUCAAUGCUAUCCAUAAAUUCUGUACUAAAAGUUUGAGAACGCAACUGAAUUGGUUCAUAACAUGUAUCCCUUUGUAACUCCUUUAAGAGAGAACCCUUUUAUAGGAGAAAAUUACUUUUCAGAGGAGAUUCGUAUUUUUAACCCCUAUGGGUCUUGCUUAGCUUUGUUCAAGCUCUGGUCACUUUUACUUCAGCAUGCAGGUGAGCUAAGAAUCUCUGCUGGGGCAAAAGUCUGAUGCAGGAGUCAAGUGAAGGAACCCUGGGGAGCCGGUUGAUUUUGGAUAAUAAGAGUCUAGCCUGCUCAAGAGUGAGACAGCUCUUAAAAAUACAAACACACAAACACAAAAAAGCUUUCUACAUGGUGCCAGAUUUUUUUAACGGCUCCAUGCCGAUCUGCAUUUGCCUCUUAAGUAAUGUGUGUGCUGCCACAUUGAUAAGAAAUCAGUGCUGUGUUUGUCGUGGCUUAGCUUGCACAAGGUAAUUCUCACAAUUAGUACUAUAUAGUAUGUGUUUGAUAGCUAAGGUAAAGGGACCCCUGGCCAUUAGAUCCAGUCGUGACCGACUCUGGGGUCGCGGCGCUCAUCUCUCUUUAUUGGCCGAGGGAGCUGGCGUACAGCUUCCAAGUCAUGUGGCCAGCAUGACUAAGCUGCUUCUGGCGAACCAGAGCAGCGCACGGAAACGCCGUUUACCUUCCCACCGGAGUGGUACCUAUUUAUCUACUUGCACUUUGACGUGCUUUUGAACUGCUAGGUUGGCAGGAGCAGCGACUGAGCAACGGGAGCUCACCCUGUCAUGGGGAUUCGAACCGCCGACCUUCUGAUCGGCAAGUCCUAGGCUCUGUGGUUUAACCCACAGUGCCACCCGCGUCCGGUGUUUGAUAGCUAGUAGCUGUUAAUUAGCAACACACUGGAAAGUAGUUUGCUGGGGAUUUUGACACAUAUCAGUCCCCAGCCUGUCCCCCUUUAUAAAGAUCAGUAGCACAUUAGGAGGAAUUGCUUUUGAACAGUAAUAUGUGGCACUCUUGGUUGUAUAGCUGGCUUUCAAACAUCAUAGAAUUGUAAAGUUGGAAGGAACCCCAAAGGUUCAUCUAGUCUAAUCCAACUUGCUUGUCUCAGGAGUACUGCAAAAAAAAAGGUGCAGGAUGAAUUCCUGUAUCUUUUUGUUCUUGAAUUAGAUUAUCUUACCAAUUAAUUAUUUUUAAAAAUCUAAGAUUUUUUUUUGCACUGUCAACUUUGGACAUAUAUUAGAAGAAAGAAGCCUAAAAGAUUUUUCAAAUUGUGCCUAACAAUGAACUUACUUGCUAUCUGUUAUAUUCUCUCUCUUCCUUAGGGUAUGAAAAGGGCCUUUGGAUUGAACCAAUGA